UUGAUUCAUGAACAUUAGAAUAAGAAAAGCAUUUUUGAGUCCUGGUUUCCCUUUGACAGUAACGAGAAUAGGGGUUAAUCGGUGUUGGGGGAUUGAAGGACGGUAGCAGGGGGAGUCAUGGACCCUGCAGCUGUCGAUAGGAUUAUUGAGAAGCUAUUAGAAGUCCGAUUAUCGAAGCCUGGCAAGUUGGUGCAGCUUUCCGAGUCUGAAAUCAAGCAACUAUGUGUUUCUUCUAGGGAUAUCUUCGUUAAACAACCAAAUCUCCUUGAACUUGAAGCACCCAUCAAAAUUUGCGGUGACAUUCAUGGGCAGUACAGUGAUCUAUUGAGGCUUUUUGAAUAUGGUGGUUUUCCUCCGAAGGCUAACUACUUAUUUUUGGGUGAUUAUGUAGAUCGUGGGAAGCAGAGCUUGGAAACAAUAUGCCUCUUGCUUGCCUAUAAGAUUAAGUAUCCUGAGAACUUUUUCUUGCUUAGAGGAAACCAUGAAUGUGCUUCUAUAAAUAGGAUAUACGGAUUCUAUGAUGAGUGUAAGCGCCGGUUCAAUGUGAAACUAUGGAAGUCCUUUACAGACUGUUUUAAUUGUCUUCCUGUAGCAGCACUUAUCGAUGAGAAGAUAUUAUGCAUGCAUGGGGGUCUGUCCCCUGAUCUUUCUAGUUUGGAUCAGAUUCGGAACUUACCACGUCCAACUGCCAUCCCAGACACUGGUUUGCUUUGCGAUUUACUUUGGUCGGAUCCUGGUAAAGAUGUAAAGGGGUGGGGCAUGAAUGAUAGGGGAGUUUCAUACACCUUUGGCCCUGAUAAAGUUUCUGAGUUUUUGUCAAAGCAUGACUUGGACCUUGUCUGUCGUGCCCAUCAGGUCGUGGAGGAUGGUUAUGAAUUCUUUGCUGAGAGGCAGCUUGUCACCAUUUUUUCAGCUCCCAACUACUGCGGAGAGUUUGACAAUGCCGGUGCUAUGAUGAGUGUUGAUGAAAACUUGAUGUGCUCUUUCCAAAUUCUUAAGCCAGCAGAGAAGAAAAAUAAGUUUAUGAUGUGAGAAGAUGUUUCCUACUUUUAUCGAGAGGUCCUUAAUUUGCCGUGGACCAGAUGUUGUAAUAUCACCCGCCUCAAAGUUUGCUGAUGAUGGAAAGAUCGCCACAUUUGGUGCUUAUUCCAGUUAGUUUGUUGAUUGUGACUGUGCAUGAGCAGAUGCAAGAAAGCAUUGUAGAACCUCUAAAUUUAUUCUGGUGAAAACAGAGGUUAACAUGUACAAGAAUAUAUAUUAUUAGACAUUUUCUUUGCACUUUGAUGCAUAGAAGACUCGGCCUACUGCGCAUGGAAACCAGCAUCCUUUAGAAAUA
Solanum tuberosum (potato) is the source of this 1336-nucleotide messenger RNA. RefSeq names its product serine/threonine-protein phosphatase PP1 isozyme 3. Gene Ontology annotation, cellular component: nucleus; cytoplasm. NCBI's taxonomy places the organism in Eukaryota, Viridiplantae, Streptophyta, Magnoliopsida, Solanales, Solanaceae. The coding region runs from base 118 to 1032 and encodes 304 amino acids. The transcript is spliced from 4 exons. Gene Ontology annotation, molecular function: protein serine/threonine phosphatase activity. The record is from RefSeq and is a predicted model, not a curated record.